AAAUAGAACCUAAACAAGUUGCUGGGGUGUUGUGCAAGCUUUGCAUAUAAGCGAGCGAACAGUUUUGAUUUUUGGUCAUUUUCACGCCUCUUGGCGGACGCCAAGGUCCGAAAAUACAUUCCGCUAGAACAGAGAUUGUUCAAAGGCACCGUACAUUAAGUUUAAGGAUGCUGUCAUUUGCGGAAGGCAGUGUAGACUGGCCUAGAACUUCAAACGGGUUCGAGAGAAAUGUGCCAUUCAGCCAUUUUAGAAGAUCCGUGUCAAUGCCUUCUGAAAGUUCGGCUGACCGUUCCGAGAAUACUUCUCCUGUUGAUGAAAUCAGAUUUGAGGACAUCUUCUGCCAACCACCUGAGAUGCCUCUCAGGAAACUUUCACUCAAAGAGAAGAAAGCAAACAGAAAACUGAGACUGGUGGAAAAACACGAAGAAGUUAUGGAGUUUCAGAAAAGCGUUGUCAGUGAGAGUGAAACUAAAGAUUCAAAGAAGGAGAAGAAAAAGAAGAAGAAGAAGAAAUGGAGUAAAAUGGAAUUGUCUGACCUCGGAUUCAACAUGUCUCUUCUUCCAAGGCCUUCAAAAGCUUCUCAUAUCAAUGAUCAGGAAGUGCACAGCCUCCUUGAAGAAAUUGAUCAAGAGUACUUGGCUAUGGAGGAGAAAAUCACGCCGUUUGAACAUUUACAGAAAUACGAAGGAAAAAGGUUAGAAAAUAAGUAUUUGCGUGAUGACAGAGACAGAAAAGUAAGAAAAGCUCACAAACAGGUGAAGGACAAGUACUGUAAGAAUAUUUUGAAUAAUGAUGGAAGAAAGAAACUUUAUGUCCAUCACAGAGUGAUGAAAACUAUGGAAUUGGAUCCCUACAGAGCACAUCUCCAUUAUCCAAUGCCUCCAAGGAAAAGUGAACCUGAAAAUUCUCGACAGUAUACCGAUACUAACAAUAAUAGGAGCAGGUCUGCCCCUGUGCAGAAUCUUAGCCAUGCUUUACAUAAUGACGCUGUGCCGGAUGACCUGCCAACCGAUUUGAUAUCUCUGCUCAUUUCCCUACAACACCGAGAACUGUCUCCAGAAGAUUAUGAAACUCUUCUGCGAUUGGACGAGUCGGUGGCACCUAAAACUGUGGCAGAAGAUAUCCUUGGGUCUUUCAAAACGGAUAUUGUUGGUGAAGAAAGUGCGGGUGAGAUUUGUGCUGUGUGUAUGGAUCCUUAUGAAAUGGGACAGACCAGGAAAUUUUUACCCUGUGAUCAUGUGUUCCAUGACAAUUGUAUAGACAUGUGGUUGAAGAACUCCUCUAUGAAUUGCCCCCUAGAUGGUCUGCCUGUGGACAGCUGAUGUUACGUGCAGUUUAUAUUAUUAAUCACAUCACUGCUCCACUUCCGUCAACUUGUGUCAAGAUUUCUUACUGUGUCAUGAAUUGGCAGUUCUUUUGACUGUCAUUUUGUUAUUAAAUCAUUUAUAUAUGUA
Messenger RNA from Haliotis rufescens (red abalone), 1454 nucleotides. RefSeq lists its product as uncharacterized. The coding region runs from base 168 to 1322 and encodes 384 amino acids. The record is from RefSeq and is a predicted model, not a curated record. Gene Ontology annotation, molecular function: ubiquitin protein ligase activity. The transcript has a single exon. NCBI's taxonomy places the organism in Eukaryota, Metazoa, Mollusca, Gastropoda, Lepetellida, Haliotidae. Gene Ontology annotation, biological process: ubiquitin-dependent protein catabolic process.